AUGGGAGUGAGCACUUCUGUAGAACAUUCUACGGAUAAACAAUCUGAAAAAUAUGGAAUAUCCGUCAACGAUGACGAUGUAGAAGUUUUAACAGGAAUUUCAUCCUAUGAUCUUCUUUGUUUGGGUGUUGGUAAAGGUGCUACUGCAGUCUAUUCAAAUCAAGCGAGUAGUUCAUUUGCUCUUCUACGUCGAUCAACAAACGAAUGUAUUCUUUUCAUUGAUAUUGGUCUUGGUUCAAUAUUUGCACUUCAAAAAUAUUUAAAAAAUCCUAAUAUUAAACCUCAACAAAUAUUCGUUUCUCAUAAUCAUACAGAUCAUAGUGGAGAAUUA
Messenger RNA from Rotaria sordida, 330 nucleotides. Lineage: Eukaryota; Metazoa; Rotifera; Eurotatoria; Philodinida; Philodinidae. The record is from the annotation of a GenBank genome assembly.